Messenger RNA from Serpula lacrymans var. lacrymans S7.9, 3750 nucleotides. RefSeq lists its product as uncharacterized. Gene Ontology annotation, cellular component: cytoplasm; plasma membrane. The record is from RefSeq and is a predicted model, not a curated record. The coding region runs from base 1 to 3750 and encodes 1249 amino acids. Gene Ontology annotation, molecular function: protein binding. The transcript has 19 exons. Lineage: Eukaryota; Fungi; Basidiomycota; Agaricomycetes; Boletales; Serpulaceae. Gene Ontology annotation, biological process: endosomal transport; endocytosis.
AUGUCGAUACCGAUAUCUCACAGUAACUCGUCCGAGUCAUCCUCCACGGCGAACGCGAACACUUUGACAGACUCACACAAUGACCUCAUUAAUGUUCUCGGAAAGCGUGGUCCUGGAGAAGACUGGCGACAGAGCUUCCACGCGCUGAAAUCGAGGAAACAUCAAGAAGAUUCGUUGCUACAAGAGGAACCACCCUCUCCGCCGCCAGAACCAUCCAGAAGGCCGCGUAUCCUUCGACUUUUUGCAGAACGAGCUAUGGAACGUCAAUCGAAAAAUAGACAAAGGGAUGUUGAAGCUUCGGAUCAGACGCCCAUCGCCAAAGAUGUUGAUAUGGUGGAGGCUCCCGAGAAUCCCUCAUCCAUCGUAGAUAAUGUUCGCACAGUCUGGAAGCAAAUCACUGGCAUGGGACAAUCUUCCACUAACAAUGCACCCAAUGCACCACCGCAAACUAUCAAAGAUGCCACCCAGAUUCCCGCUAUGUCAGGAGGAGAAACAAGGUCGACUCCUUCGACCCUGCAGGAAUUGCUUCAAAUGUAUCCUGUCCCUUCUCAGCCAUCAGCUCAACAAACCGCAAGUACCGCCGACAAUGCAGUCAUUGCGAUGACUAGUGAAAUACAAUCUUCAACUCAUCGGGAUAUACUGAUGCCGGACUUUCACAUUACUACGUCAACAUCCACCGGUCGUCCUGCAGAAGCCAACUCAACAACAUCUGCAUGGAAUCAUCAAGGGCAUGGGGCGCAAGAAAAUAGUUACGUCUCGGUUGACGUUAACAUGGAACGAACCUCCCUGCUCAGUCAGACACCUCAGGAUAACCACCAGCGACAAGCCAUUGGUCAAAGAGACAAUUGCUCUCGACCUAGCCUUCCUCGUACACCGUCUCAUAUCCAAAUGCAGGAUAUCUUGUAUGGUGCCCCACCCGCUGUCAGCGUCAACAAUACGGGAAAGUUGAAAGAACCAGCGGCAUCCUCAUUAUCAGAUCCAUCAUCACAAGUAAGACAGGUAGGGGUCCGUUUCGCAUCUCAUGCUUCGGUGGUGAAUGGGGCUUUCACAAGUCUUCAACCAGUUCAGCAGCAACAAACAGAACGAGCCGGCAGGAUAGCUCAGCCUAGCGCCUUGUAUGGUAAUAGCCUGGAAGCAGCCGAUACUAACAUGUGGGUUAUACAACCAGAAGCCAAAAGGCAGUUUAUAGGUUACUUCGAGAAAUUAGGGGCAAAAAAUGGUACCAUCAAUAUGGGACAGGCAUGGAAAUAUUUGUCAGAGUCGAGAUUAUCUUCAGAACUACUCCUACAAAUUUGUGGGCUUGCGGACACUCAGAAUUGUAACACUUUGGAUAGCGACGACUUCUGCAUUGCCGUCCAUUUGGCAAAUUUAUUAUCGAGUGGUCGCUUGAAAACGGUUCCGACAACUUUACCGCCCGUAAUAGUGAGAGCCGAAAACUGGUUCAAGAGCCUCGAUUUCGAGAAAACUGGACUUGUACGAAAGGACACUCUCAUCUCGAACCUACUCAGUAGUAAUGUGCCGUUAUCUGUUGUGACUCGGGUCGCAAAUUUAGUCAACCUCAAAAAGCAAGAGACACUCGACUGCGAAUCUAUUAUACUCACAUUGCACCUGAUUGAGGAGGCAUCAACUGGGAAACCCCUUCCGGAGACACUGCCUACCAGCCUAAUUCCCCCAUCACAUCGGCCUACUCAGAAUCCAGCCAACACGAGAUUCGCCACCUCAAGUAAUACCUUAACUCAAAGAAACAGCUUCUCAGGUACUGUCGUAGAGCCGUCGUCUUUCACUUUUCAGCCGAGUACAAGUACAAUCCCAAAUCCGCUGAGCUAUCAACAGGGUCACCCAGUGCAAGCUGAUGCUCAUGUUCCUUCAGCAAACCAAGGAUGGGAUACUCUUUUAGCAGAAAUAGGACAAGAGCGUGCUCGACGCGAUAAGGAGAAAGUAUUAGUAGACAAUCUACCACCACUUAGUAGCUCAUGGCCACAUCAAGGCAACAUACCGCACAAUACUGACACCCACGAUGAGGCCAGUGGCGCCCUUGGCGCUAUGUUUGGUUCACGUCGGAAUACACCAAAAAAGCCUAUUCCUAUCGAUCCCUACUCCAAAGAGCCGGAACACGUUAACUUUCGACAAAAAAUCAAAAGACAUCUCUUACAUCUUCUGAAGAUAGAAGGGUAUCCGCAUCUAAGGCGCAUUCACCCCCCCCCAACCGACCAAGAAAAUGAAUUGUAUGAGAUACAUGCCCCUGGAAGGAUCCUAGUUUCCCCAGAAACGUUUCGAAUCGACCUGUCUAGGUCUCGGAAUUCACCAUUCAACCGUCACUGUAUCAACGUGUUUGCGAAACAUUUCCGGCACUCUGUUGUGACGGAUCGUUGGUAUUCUUAUCCUCAGAUCCCCGAAAAGUAUCUUCCAAUUGAGUACAUCGAGCUCUCCCUCUACCUUCACCUCAAGCACGUCAAAGGGGAAUACCGAGCUUUUGUAACACAUCCGUCAAUUUCAAAGCGACUUCAGCAGCUACAGAACUCUUCGAGGAGUACUAGGAAAACACGGCUAUUCAAUGCCCGGCUCAAAGUGGUCUUGCAAGAGAGCUAUAUGGCACAUCAUAUCGACCUUAUGAAAAAUAUGGGAUCACAGGCCGUGAGCUCAGAUGAAUCCGAACCAGAAGGUCCCGACGACCAAGACGACCCCCAUGCCGAAGAAGCUAGCGUUCACUCGCACAAAUCCUUUGUCCGGAUUACUCCAGCGUGGCGCAGCGACGACUUGUCUAGAUUCAUGCACAAUCUCGAUACUGUCAUACAACGUCGACGCGAGCCGAGGAUUGGACACCGUGCGAUUCGAGGGCAGCAACCUAGGCACAGGAAACACUCUGAUAUGGUUAAUUUAAAAUCUGUGGCCCCGCCCGGCCUUCCGUGCAAUUGCUAUAAGCCAGAAUGGCUGGCUUCCUUGGACAACGAAGAGAUAAAGAAAUUGGAGAUGAAGGAACAACAUUAUGUUUUCAGAGUGGGGACCGAUCAGCCCGUAGCAACAUCAAACUUUACCACGCAGCAUACUGGCAUGCCGCCGCCGGUACAAAGUGUUGCUGCUGGUUCCACACACGCAGACUGUGCACAAUUCUCGUUUGGUGUACUGCCAAGUGAUCUCGCGGCUCCAGCCUCGGUCUCCAGCUCGAGACCUAUACAUAAACUCACAUCGCGAAGGCAGCUUAGCAAAACACCUUUCUUAUUUUCCUUUCCAGAAACAGACCCUGUUCAAUCUCAUGUCGAGUAUCCAACAUCCUUUCCAUUCUCAGACUCCAAUCUGGGCCACGAAUCAAUGCAAGAAACUGUGCCACCACUGUCAGAUCAAGGUGUCGAUGGUUCCUUGCUGAUGGAAUCGGCAGCCCACCUCACGCCAACACCCCAAUCUAUACCUCCUAGUCCUAAAAAACUAUCACCACUGUCAAGCCAGCAUACUCCCUGUGAUUCAUCAAACCUAGCCGGUGCCACCCAAGAAACACUUGAAACUAAUUCUCCAACGCCCACCCUUGCAAAUUUUACAGUCAGCACAGAGGUCACUGAGCAACCGGUUCAGUUUUUCAGAAGUCCUAUACUACUUGCGUCUCAAGAACCUGGAGGCAUGAGUGAGUCGGUGCUUUGGAGAGAAGAUAGUGAGACGCGGCAGCAAUCCGUCAAUACCACUGAUGAUGACACUGAAGAUUUCACAGAAGCCCUAUAUGAUGUAGUCGACAAUUCAGAUGAUGAAGGAGAUUUAUAG